Messenger RNA from Lampris incognitus (smalleye Pacific opah), 3568 nucleotides. RefSeq names its product zinc finger protein 420-like. Gene Ontology annotation, biological process: regulation of transcription by RNA polymerase II. Gene Ontology annotation, cellular component: nucleus. Gene Ontology annotation, molecular function: RNA polymerase II transcription regulatory region sequence-specific DNA binding; DNA-binding transcription factor activity, RNA polymerase II-specific. The transcript is spliced from 10 exons. The record is from RefSeq and is a predicted model, not a curated record. NCBI's taxonomy places the organism in Eukaryota, Metazoa, Chordata, Actinopteri, Lampriformes, Lampridae. Bases 35 to 3097 code for a protein of 1020 amino acids.
AUGAUAACGUCCGAGUACGCUCCUUCGGACAGCGAUGGAGUCUUCGUCGGUGUACAUGUGUUUCCCCUGCUACCGGGAGUUCAACUCUCUGGAUGAGGUGCUGAAACACCAGCUCACGUGCAAUGCUGAGGUUGCAGGGUCGACACAAAUUCCAUCUGAAACCACCACCACCAUCACUGUCCCAGUAUUACAGACCCAACAACAGUUUCUAGGCCACCUUUUAACUCCUUCGGGGAUUGUUGUGGCCCCACAGAUCCAGACGAAGGUUCUAAGGUCUUUGUCGCCCAGGAAAGCACCGGUUGCAACCAAGCAGGCUGCAACUGGCACCAGGUCCUCUUCAUCAUCAGACCAGCCCCGAAUCCUCUACCAGUGUGGGGACUGCGAUGAGCUUUUCAAGACCCUGGACCUUUGGCAACAACAUCGCAGAGAGGGUUCCUGUCUUCAGUCUAACUCUGCAACCACAUUAGAAGGAGAUCCUAGACCUGAGCCAGAAACUGAUCAACAACCCGUUCCAGAAGUAGAGGCCAUGUUGGAACCGGACCCAGAUGAGGCUGGAUCCCCAGAGCAUGUAGAGGAAGUGGGUCAAACCACAGCUGAGGAGGAGGCCCGGUCCCAAUCUGUUGAAGAGCCUCCUGCUGCGAUGUCUGUAGAACCGCCCACUGAGACAUCUGUAGAGCCGCCCGCUGAGACGUCUGUAGAGCCUCCCACAGAAACAUCUUCAGCUCAGAGCUCAGACCCCCCCAUUUCUGAGCGUAGCGCCGCUUCGACCUGUGAAGAGCCUGAGGAUUCGUCUCCCUCCAGGAGGAGAGGGGCCAACAAAAAGUCCAAGCCAGAACCUGUGCUCCUGUGUGUAGACUGUGGCUCAAGCUUUGGCCUGGUGUCCGAGUUGGUGGCUCAUCGCAAGUCCCAGCAUGGACUGGAGGAAGCCCUGCACCGCUGCUUUGUGUGUGGGGAGAGCUUCCUUAACACUACUCUCUUUCUCUAUCACCGCAAGCAGCACCGGCAAAAAGGUGAGGAGAAGGAGAUGGGGGAAGCUACGAUGACAUCAGAGGAGGAUUCUCAGAUCGAUACCAUGGAGGGGCAGGAUGCUACUUCCUCCUCCUCCACCUCUAGCUUCACCAAGCCUGAGAUGUUCCUGUGCACCCAGUGUGGUGAAAGCUUUAACAGCGAGGAAGGGCUGGCCAUCCAUCGUAAGAGCAAGCACGGUCUGCAGGAGGCCCUCCACCACUGCUCCCAGUGUGGUAAGGACUUCAUGAACACCACCCAGUACUUGUAUCAUCGCCGGCUACACCGCUCUAACCCAGGGACCGAAGCAGUGGAUGGAGCUGAGGUUGUGGUUGAUGGCACCACCACUCCUCCUGAGGACACAUCACAGACUACGAAAAGGCUUCUUUCCCCUUCCUCCUCCUCCAGUGAAUUAGGGUGUCCUCAACCUAAGAGGAGCCGAAUCGGCAACAUUAAUUUGCUCAAAGAUAAUGACAAGGGAACAGGCUCCAACAAGGAGGAGUCAGAGGGGAGCACUGUAAUUGACUCAGGCCCUACUAACCUCCCUCCCCCUGCCAAGCUGUUGCAGGACUGGGCUCGAACUCCGCUACCCCAUGUUUGCCCCUAUUGUGGCAAAACCUUCACUCGACGUGUCUUCCUACGCACCCACGUCUUCAGCCACACUGGGGAGAAGCUCUUCACAUGCAAGGUGUGCUCAAAGGCGUUUACCAACUCCCAGAGCCUGCUGCGCCACAGCAUGAUCCACACUGGCGACAGGCCUUUCAACUGUGACGUGUGCGGCAAGAACUUCUCUCAGGCAGCCACCUUGAAGAGACACCAACACACGCACACAUCAACACAGCCUCGACGCAAGCGUGGACGCAAACCGGUAUGCAGUUUGGACAGUGAAGAAGCCACCCAUCUCUUCCCUUGUCCUCAAUGCCCCUCACGAUUCAACUCCGAGGAUCAGCUCAACCAUCACAAACUGCUCCACACGAGCCAUCCAUUCCACUGCCGAAUGUGCGGAAUGACCUUCAAACGCAGGAAGGAGCUGGACAUGCACUCCCUCACUCACCAAGACAAGGAGCCCGCCACAUGUCCCCACUGCUCAGCUCAGUUUGUGAACCAGUCGGUGUUGGACAUCCACCUGCAGCGCUGCCCAACCACUGAUGAAGAGAAGAAUGCCGGCCGGGGACGAGGUCAGGGACGAGGACGCAGCACUGGUCAGAUUGAGUGCGACUUAUGCGGCCAUCGCUGCAUGACCCAGGAGGGCCUGGACCUCCAUCGGUUGUCCCACACAGGCCAGACGCCACUCAAGUGCCCUGUAAUUUCUUGCCGCCGGCGGUUUGCGUGUAACACCACCCUUGAGCAGCAUGUAGUAUCCCACAUCCAAGGCUUGCCAACCAAAACCAAAGGCCGACCUCGCUUCUGCUGCCAGAUCUGCCAUAAGGAGUUUGCGUACACCUCAACCUUCAACGUCCACAUGAGGACACACACUGAUGAGAGACCUUUCGAGUGCACCACCUGUGGCAAGCGUUUCCGUCAGCUGCCCCACCUGCAGGACCACGAGCGCAUCCACAGCGGCCUGCGGCCCUUCUGCUGCUGGGUGUGCGGCAAGAGUUUCAGCGUGGCUGCCCGCCUCACUGAGCACGCCCGUACUCACAGCGGCGAGAAACCGUACCCCUGCCCCCACUGCCCCUCUGCCUUCCGCUCGCGCUCCAACCUGGACAAGCACCUCCGGCUCCACGGUGACCUGCCGCCAGACGCCGAGAAGCAGGCUGCCGAGGCCGCCCAGGCCGCCCAGGUCCAGAAGGUGCUGGAGGGGGCCAAGGUGCUGACAUCUCUAGCUGCCACAGCAGAGGGAGAGACCGGCACCGUGCAGACCAUCUACGUGCUCCAGGGGGAUGCCGGCACUGAGACGGUCAUGAUCCCGUCGGACCAGUUUGGCGCCAUGGAGGGCUCCUCUCAAGUGGUCAUCCUGCCUCCCUCGGUCCUCGGAGGUCAGGCCAUUGCUGUUCCUACAAUCAGCAUGGAUGGCAGCGACAUAACCAUGGUGGAGACAAACCAGUCGCCCCAUCACGCCUUAGAGUUUAUUGUGGAGGAGACAAUAUGAAAAAAAACAGGGUAAAAGGGAGAUGGGGAAGAGAAAGAUCUAGAACAGUCGUUUUAAGGAUCAAUAGAAAACAACGCCUGUUGCUAGAGUAAGAAGCCAAUGAUCAGACGCUAAGACAUUGAGAAUUAUUUCUGUGUUUAUAUAUAGUUUGAUGGAUUCCUCAGCCAGUUUGAAGUAAGAUGUUCUUCAGUAUGGUGAUAAAUCUUUGAAGGAUGAUGACCACGGGUGCAGUUAGGAGAAUUUCAAUAGCCAAAUUGUAAAGCACAGACUUCAGAUUUACAGACAUGGUUCACGGGUUAAAUGUCGAGGAAAGCAGAAUGCAUUUCCCACAUGUAUCUUUCAAACUGAUUGAAAAGCAGAUUGUUGAAUUGUCACUUGAUUGUACAUAGAUGUGUAUUUACAAACCCUUUUAUUAGGAUCGCACCACAGGUGUCCCAUGAGAUGUGCUCUGCUUUCGUUCAAAUAAAACGA